Molecule: messenger RNA, 5955 nt
Organism: Orcinus orca (killer whale)
Lineage: Eukaryota; Metazoa; Chordata; Mammalia; Artiodactyla; Delphinidae
Gene: FBXO41
Product: F-box protein 41
Exons: 13
Coding region: 281-2905 (874 amino acids)
Molecular function (GO): protein binding
Source: RefSeq, a predicted model, not a curated record
CCGCGGCGGCUACCCGAGGCUGCGGAGGGGAAAGAGAUCCGAGGCCCCGAGGCGGCCCUGCAUCUGGCCCGGGCACGCGGGGGCUGCUUCUGCACCCCCAGCCGAGGGCCGCGGGGCCUGGCCUCGUCGCGGGGUGGAGUAGCCUCCUUGCCCCUGGCCGCCAGCGCCCUGAGUCUGCCUGACCCCUCAGGGGGGCUCGCCCGCAGCCCCCCAUGAGCGCGCCCGGCUGACCCUCAGGGCGGCCGCGGUGGAGCCCGGGAGUCGCGGGUACGGCGGGACCAUGGCCUCGCUGGACCUGCCCUACCGCUGCCCCCGCUGCGGGGAGCACAAGCGCUUCCGGAGCCUGUCGUCGCUGCGCGCGCACCUGGAGUACAGCCACACGUACGAGACGCUCUACAUCCUCUCCAAGACCAACAGCAUUUGCGACGGCGCCGCGGCGGCCGCGGCUGCCGCCGCCGCCGCCGCCGCCGCCUCCGGCUUCCCUCUGGCGCCUGAGCCUGCCGCCCUGCUGGCCGUGCCAGGCGCCCGGCGCGAGGUCUUCGAGAGCACGUCCUUCCAGGGCAAGGAGCAGGCGGCCGGGCCGUCCCCCGCGACGCCACACCUGCUGCACCACCAUCACCACCACGCACCCCUCGCCCACUUCCCUGGCGACCUGGUGCCCGCCAGCCUGCCCUGCGAGGAGCUGGCUGAGCCGGGCCUCGUGCCCGCCGCCGCCGCGCGCUACGCGCUCCGCGAGAUCGAGAUCCCUCUAGGGGAGCUAUUCGCCCGCAAGUCCGUGGCCUCCUCGGCGUGCUCGACGCCGCCGCCCGGGCCUGGCCCCGGGCCCGCCUCUGCCUCGCCCGCGUCUCCCUCGCCUGCCGAUGUGGCUUACGAAGAGGGCCUGGCUCGCCUUAAGAUCCGCGCGCUGGAGAAGCUGGAGGUGGACCGACGGCUGGAGCGGCUGAGCGAGGAGGUGGAGCAGAAAAUCGCGGGCCAGGUGGGCCGGCUUCAGGCCGAGCUGGAGCGCAAGGCGGCGGAGCUGGAGACUGCGCGGCAGGAGAGCGCGCGGCUGGGGCGCGAGAAGGAGGAGCUGGAGGAGCGCGCUUCCGAGCUCUCGCGCCAGGUGGACGUGAGUGUGGAGCUGCUGGCCUCGCUCAAGCAGGACCUGGUGCACAAGGAACAGGAGCUGAGCCGCAAGCAGCAGGAGGUGGUGCAGAUUGACCAGUUCCUGAAGGAGACAGCGGCGCGGGAGGCCAGCGCCAAGCUGCGGCUGCAGCAGUUCAUCGAGGAGCUCCUCGAGCGGGCCGACCGCGCUGAGCGGCAGCUGCAGGUCAUCAGCAGCAGCUGUGGCAGUACUCCCAGUGCCAGCCUGGGCCGCGGAGGUGGGGGAAGUGGUGCUGGGCCCAGUACCCGGGGUCCAGGCAGGACGCGAGAACACCACGCGGGCCUGGCCAUGCCUAGCACGUAUGCAGUGUCACGGCAUGGCUCCUCUCCCAGCACAGGGGCCUGCAGUCGCAUCCCAGCUGCAUCCCAGAGCUCAGGCUGCUAUGACAGUGACAGUCUGGAGCUGCCCCGGCCAGAAGAGGGGGCCCCUGAGGACAGUGGCCCCGGGGGCUUGGGCACACGGGUCCAGGCUGCCAACGGCGGCUUGGAACGGGCCCAGCCCCCUCGCAGCUCAGGCCUGCGGCGCCAGGCCAUCCAGAACUGGCAGCGCAGACCUCGCCAACACAGCACGGAGGGGGAGGAAGGUGACGUCUCGGAUGUGGGCUCCCGAACCACCGAGUCAGAGGCUGAGGGCCCCUCGGAUGCCCCCCGCCCUGGGCCUGCUAUGGCUGGGCCGUUGAGCAGCUGCCGGCUCUCUGCCCGCCCUGAGGGAGGCAGUGGGCGGGGUCGGCGAGCUGAGAGGGGCAGCCCCUCACGCUCCAAUGAGGUCAUCAGCCCGGAGAUCCUCAAGAUGCGAGCCGCCCUGUUCUGCAUCUUCACCUACCUGGACACGCGCACACUGCUACAUGCCGCCGAGGUCUGCCGGGACUGGCGCUUCGUGGCCCGCCACCCUGCCGUCUGGACACGGGUGCUGCUUGAGAAUGCCCGCGUCUGUUCCAAGUUCUUGGCAAUGCUGGCUCAGUGGUGCACCCAGGCGCACUCGCUGACACUGCAGAACCUGAAGCCCCGGCAGCGGGGCAAGAAGGAGAGCAAAGAGGAGUAUGCCCGGAGUACCCGGGGCUGUCUGGAAGCAGGGCUAGAAUCUCUGCUGAAGGCAGCUGGGGGGAAUCUGCUGAUCCUGCGCAUCUCCCACUGUCCCAACGUCCUCACCGACCGUUCGCUCUGGCUGGCCAGCUGCUACUGCCGCGCCCUGCAGGCUGUCACCUACAGAAGCGCCACGGACCCGGUGGGCCAUGAGGUCAUUUGGGCCCUGGGCGCAGGCUGCAGAGAGAUUGUCUCCCUCCAGGUGGCGCCACUUCACCCCUGCCAGCAGCCCACGCGCUUCAGUAACCGCUGCCUACAGAUGAUCGGUCGCUGUUGGCCCCACCUCCGGGCCCUGGGGGUCGGGGGUGCUGGCUGUGGGGUGCAGGGCCUGGCAUCACUCGCGAGAAACUGCAUGCGACUGCAGGUCCUGGAGCUGGACCACGUGUCGGAGAUCACCCAAGAGGUGGCGGCUGAGGUCUGCCGGGAAGGCCUGAAGGGACUGGAGAUGUUGGUGCUCACGGCCACCCCUGUCACCCCCAAGGCCCUGCUGCAUUUCAACAGCAUCUGCCGGAACCUCAAGUCCAUUGUGGUCCAGAUUGGGAUUGCCGAUUAUUUCAAAGAGCCCAGCAGCCCUGAGGCCCAGAAGCUGUUUGAGGACAUGGUGACAAAACUCCAGGCCCUACGGCGGAGGCCCGGCUUCUCUAAGAUCCUGCACAUCAAGGUGGAAGGCGGCUGCUAACCCGGGUGGGGGGCGGCAGGGCCCCUGCCAGCCCCACACCAGGGCACCCUCUUUGGACCUCCAGAGGGACCCUGAUUUGUACUAGACCUUUGGAGGCCUAGUGUUAUCCCUGGCUUCCGCGGAGGGGUUGUCAGUCUCCUGUCCUGCUGGGACAGUGGAGCAAGAGGCCUGACCCUGAGCACUGCCUCUCCAGGGCCGGGGCUUGGACAGCUGUCCCCCGACUCCCACCCCAACCCCAGCUGAAGCAGCUUUCUGGGCCCAGUCAGCGAAGAGCUGAGUCCCACCAGCACUUGGUGUCGUCGCCCUGAAGAUCUGCAAUAACCACCAGUGGCGCCUCGGCCGCUCGGGCUGCUGGGGCAGGCCUCCCCUUUGUGAGGUCCAGCCUCCUGGUCAGGAGCCUCUGUUAAGCUCCAGGCCAGAGGGUUGCUCCACAAGGCAGCUCGGACUUGGCAAGGAGGGCUCUUCUCUUCCCCCUGCCGUGUCCCAGCCUUCUGUGGGGCACCCCCUCCAGGCAGCCCGCUGGGGCUCUGGGUCCGUAUUUUCCAGGGAUAACCCUAGGGGUCUGGGGAUGCGGCCAGCCGAAAGUGAGAGGUAGGGGGUGCAGCGAGGUAGUGGGGUGGGCGUGGAAGGGCAAGACGUUCGUCCAGAACUUCUCCCCAGGACAUCGAGACCACCCCUACCAAGGUAGAGAAAACUUCGAGUUUUUAUUGCUGUAGAAAAGACAAGAUCCCUCCCAGCCACCACAUACCCACGACACACCAGAACUAAAUUCAGAGCUAAAAGGUGCAUGUUUCUAUAACUUCCACCAAUCCCAAGUCUCUGGGAAACGGUGUCAGCAGUUCCUGUCCUCCAGGAAUGUACUUCUAAUCCGGGUGCUUGGGCAGGAAUCUGAUGGUCUUUGGGUCCCCAAGGCUGUGUGAGAGGGAAUCACUAGGCUGCCCUCUGUGCUAGGGCCUGGAGGAGUCCAGAAGGAGGGUGGUUUAGUUUGCUUCCUCGUCUGGCUAGCUUGCUUAAAGAUGUGGCUUUGGUAGGGAGCCAGACCCAUGGGGCCAAGAAUGAGGAAGAGCCCCCGCCUCACUGGACUUGCCUCCCUCCUCAAUCUCCACUGGCCUCACAGGCUGAGGGCUGUGUUGGGGGUCUUCUGCCAGGGGCAGUGCUGGGACCUGAGCCAGAACCACUGACUUAAAAUGCAAAUGGGGGCUUUCACCGACCCUUGCACGGUUCCCAGAGGGCUAGGUCCUGGCACUAUGGCUCUAAAGACUCAGGUCUCCCCAGUUCCGCCUCUCAGGACUCCCACAGUGGCGCAAAGGCCGUGGGUCCUGCCAACCUUCAUUUGGAAAGUUCUUUCAAACAUUGAUCUAGGUCCAUCUUAGGGUUUCCUUCUCUCCUGUUACAGGGUGGGCUCUCAGCCCUAAUCAUUAGGCCACUGGUCCUGGCUGGGGCUGGGCUCCUCUAGUUUCUCAGUCCUUUCCAGAAACCCAACUUUCUGCCGCAACCUGGCACGGACAUCAGCCCUGCUCUGGGUUACCCUGCAACGAGGCGUCCAGAGCUGGGACCCCACAGGAUCAGAAGUGUACCCAGCUCUCCUGGCUCCCCACUCAGCUGUGUCCUGGCUGUUUUCAUUGUUGAUGAUUUUCCUCCCGUGGCUUGUUCGGGCCCUGCCCUUUGAAGACGCCAAAUACCAAGGGUGGCAUGUUGGCAGCUCCUUGUCCAGUCCUGCACGAAGCCUUGUCUGUGUGGCAUCCCCACCCCAGAGCAGCUAGUUCCAUUGGCUCUUACCUCCUCAGCCCUGUCCCCAGGAGUCACGAAGGAGAAGCACAACUUUCCUCUGUUCUGGGGCCUGGGACGGAGGUGGAGGUCCACUCGGCCUGGUUGCCCUGGGUGUGUCUGUUCUGCUUUGCCAACUGCAUCCUCCCUCCCUAGCCCCUGCCCCCUGUGACCCCAGGAUGUCUCCCGGACAAAGCACAAAGGGAUGCCCUGCUUGGCCUGAGCCUGUCCUACUGAGGGGCUUUUUCUGCCCUAGGUAGCCUCCAUCCCUGAAUACAAGGCUUUGGGCAGUUUCUCCCUGGGAAGAUGCCUGCUGGAAUGCCUGGCAUCAGUUCUGGGAGAGGUCAGGGUGCACAGGCAGCAGGCUUGAGUGGGAGAAAGGUGGUGCUGAAAGGCCUGACGGUUGUCGUAGGUUCCUUCUGUGCAGUAGCGCCGAGCACCACCGGCACUGGGGCAGCAGAGUGAACGAGACUCCCCUCUCCUGCUGGUGGGGAGUUUGCCUCUCAACAAGUAUGGCUGUUUCCAGGAAACCCACCAAGCCCCCCGCCCUGUAUUUUCUAGCUGAGUGUGUGAGGGCUGUGUGGGGAGCAUAUUGCACAGGUCCGUGGGAACGAUGGGUCACAGCCUGUACCGCUGCACACCUGGGGCUGACAGACUUGCGUGCCCUGGCCUUCAUAUGUGCCCUGAGAACUGGCGGGUUUGCGGGCUCCCCACCAGCUUGAUGCUAUUUUUGCCUCUCCUCAGGGGGAUGAGCCCUGCUGCUGAGUGGAGAGCUUUUGUUCACUUGGUCACUUCUCUGGCAAGCACACAGCUAGGGCUGAGGGUGGGGAACAGGGAUGGGGAGGGCCUGGCCACCCCCUAGGAGCACCUUAUUCCUCACUCACCCACAGGAGAGCCCUCUUCCACAUCUCACACCUUGAUGAGAUGCAAAAGAGGAGUAUCUGUGAGAGCAAACCAACACAGGCCCUGCUCCAGGGGUCCCAGCAUGUGUAGAGGCCCCAUGGGUGAUGGCCACUUGGUGUCCUUACCACCUCUCCUUGCCAGCCCAGCGCCUGGGAGGCUUGGGGUAUUUGGCUUGAGUGUAUCGUGCUUUAUUCAGGCUGCCUCCCCACAGCACAGGCAGAGAACAAAGGAGAUGCUGUAUCUGCAUCCCUGAGGGAGAGAAAGUGGGCUACCCAGAACCAUGGCUUUUCACUGGCCAGGAGACCACCUAAGGACCAAGGCAGCUCAUGGUUUCCUAGUCCCAUGAGAGUGGAGUUUGAGCCAGUCCCUCAGCAAUUGCU